AUGUCAACUGAAAAACCAUCGGAGACACAGACAUCCUCCAACACACCAGAAACCACUCAAAUCAAAGGGGUGGUGCAAGGCAAAGUGAUUGGCCAAGGAACAUUUGCUUAUGUCAAAUUCGCAUAUCUAAAGAAAAACCCAUCGCGAACAUUUGCCAUCAAGUUUAUUAACCGUGCCAAAUGCCGUUCUAUGGGACUCACCGACGACGAUAUGAGCAAAGAAGUAAUGAUCCACAAGAAUUGUUCUGGUCAUCCUCAUAUUAUCCAACUUUUGGACAUUGGUUCAGACAAGCGAUUCAUUUGGAUGAUUUUGGAAUACGCCAGUCUGGGGGAUUUGUUUGAUAAGAUCGAACCAGACGUGGGAUUGGAAGAGGAUGUAGCCCAUUUUUAUUUCAAGCAGUAUGUUGGAGCAAUGAGUUUCUUGCAUAGCAGAGGAAUUUCUCAUCGAGAUAUCAAGCCAGAGAAUAUCUUGUUAGAUAAAAAUGGGGAUUUGAAAUUGGCAGAUUUUGGAUUGGCGUGUGUGUUUAGAAAGAAGAAUGGCGAUAAACGAUUCCAGCUGAAAGCUUGUGGGUCACCACCAUAUAUGGCCCCGGAGAUUGCGAAAAUAGAUACCCAAAAGGGUUACGAUCCAGAAAUGGUCGAUGUCUGGUCGAGUGGGGUGCUAUUGUAUGUGCUACUAACUGGGGAAACAUUAUGGGAUGAACCGACGGAUUUUGAUCCUGAUUUUAAAUAUUAUUUGGAAAACACUAAUAAAAUAGAUUUAUGCUACCCGUGGUCAAAAUUAAGUGUCGAAGUGGUGGCAUUGUUGAAAUCAAUUUUGAAAUUUGAUGCCAAAGACCGGUUUUCAUUUGAAAAAAUUAGAAAACACCCCUGGGUGAACCGAGAUAAUAAACUUGCCAAUUCCAAAGGGUUAUGUGAUGAUCCAAGAAUUUUGGUGAAAAAACUUAUUGCUCGUAUGAAAGUUGAUUUGGGAGAUGACGAGUUCAUGAGAGUAACCCAACAAGCCACACAAAUGUCACAGAUGAUUGCUGAUUUAGGUAAGAAAACCGCUACUUCUCAACCCACGGCUCCAAAGGCAAGAAUGUUUAGUGGGUCAAAUCCUCAUAAAAAUAACGGUGACGAUAAAGAUGGUGUGUUUGCCCUACCCGCAUUGGCCGCCACCAAAUCAAAGCCCGGAUUUGCUGCCUCACAGCAAGAAUUUACAGAGCAUAGUAAAAGACUCGAAAAGAAAUUAGAUCGUCGGGAUAGUGAUUUAUUGAGAUUUCAAAUGAUUUCUAAAGACCCUGCAAUUUUGCAAUUUAUCAAUGCGUCAGAUCGUCGCAACAUGUUUAGUCUACAAGCGAAAAUGCAAAGUCCACAAUAUACCAGCAAACAAAACUGUGACGAUGGCGAAUCCGAUCCAAAAAGACGAAGAAUUGCCGUAGUGGAAGAUUUUUUUGUCCAAGCUCAAAGACUCACAAGAUUUUUUUCAAUUUUACCAAUAGAAUCGCUUCUUGAAAUAUUGUUGGACUCGCUACAUCAAAUGGGCAUAAGUAUACCAAUCACCGACGAAACCCUUUUGAAAAUCACAGAAAAAGAGUGUUUGCCCAAAAUUAAGGCGGCAAAGAAACUUACGGGUUCAGACGAGUACCAGUACGCCACGAUCAAGAUUGAUACCAUGGACAGUAGGAAAGGGUCGAUGAAAGGCUACAUCAGAAUUACAAAAAUUGGGAACAUCACCUUGAAGAAAGUGACGUUCGAUAAGUUUAAAGGUGACCCCUUACAAUGGAGAAGUUUCUUCAAGAAAGUUACUGUGUUGUCUAGGGAGGCAGUUUAUGUUGACCAAAGUUUGAAAUAG
This is a messenger RNA of Saccharomycopsis crataegensis, 1836 nucleotides long. RefSeq names its product serine/threonine protein kinase CHK1 (gene CHK1). Gene Ontology annotation, molecular function: protein serine/threonine kinase activity; ATP binding. The record is from RefSeq and is a predicted model, not a curated record. Lineage: Eukaryota; Fungi; Ascomycota; Saccharomycetes; Ascoideales; Saccharomycopsidaceae. The transcript has a single exon. Gene Ontology annotation, biological process: protein phosphorylation; mitotic G2 DNA damage checkpoint signaling. The coding region runs from base 1 to 1836 and encodes 611 amino acids. Gene Ontology annotation, cellular component: nucleus; site of double-strand break; cytoplasm.